This is a messenger RNA of Coccinella septempunctata (seven-spotted ladybird), 830 nucleotides long. It is a transcript of the gene Vps20, whose product is annotated as charged multivesicular body protein 6-A. The transcript is spliced from 5 exons. Gene Ontology annotation, cellular component: multivesicular body; ESCRT III complex. Lineage: Eukaryota; Metazoa; Arthropoda; Insecta; Coleoptera; Coccinellidae. Bases 74 to 715 code for a protein of 213 amino acids. Gene Ontology annotation, biological process: vesicle budding from membrane; late endosome to vacuole transport via multivesicular body sorting pathway. The record is from RefSeq and is a predicted model, not a curated record.
UGACAUUUUCGGAUAUGUUUUGUUUAAUGAUCUGAUAAAUAUUUCGACAAAAAUAAGUUUUUGUAAAGUAAUCAUGGGCAUAAUAUUCGGUAAAAGAAAACCCCCAUCAAGAGUGACCCAACAUGAUAGAGCUGUACUUCAAUUGAAACAACAGAGAGAUAAGUUGAAACAGUACCAAAGACGGAUAGAAAUAGCAUUAAAUUUAGAUAGGGAGUUAGCUAAAAGUCUUAUAGCUAAAGGACAGAAAGAUCGAGCAAAACUUCUACUUAAAAAAAAACGGUUCCAAGAACAGUUAUUGAUGAAAACUGAUGGACAACUUCAGAAUUUAGAACAACUCACUCAUGACAUUGAGUUUGCUCAGAUAGAGUUGCAAGUUGUUGAGGGACUGAAACAAGGUAGUGAAGCACUCAAAAAAGUUAAUGAUGCUUUGAACAUAGCUGAUAUUGAAAAAAUUAUGGAUGAUACUCGCGAAGGAAUGGAAAAACAACAGGAAAUAAAUGCGAUUAUCAGUGGUAAUUUGACUGAGGAAGAUGAAGAAGCAGUGGAUGAAGAAUUUGCAGCAAUGUUGAUUGAACAGAUGCCUGAGGUUCCAGAAAAUAAUGUGACAGAAGAACCGUCUUUGCCUGAAGUACACACUGAACCAAUUGAAGAUGCUGUUGAAAAAUCAAAGUCAAAAAAGAAAAAGGUGGAAGAACCAGUUGCGCUAGAAGCUUAACAUGAGAUUGGAAGAACUUUUUUUAUCCUUGUAAUUAUCUGUUUAUGAAUUGAAAUGCAGAUAUUUGUAUGUUUAUACUUGUAUGUUUAGUUAAUGAAGAAAGUUACGUUAGAAA